AUGUGUGCGGUGUACGCUCGCAACUGUAGAGGUCCCCCUUUUUCAGCGGGCUGCGCGCACAGCUAUUGCACCCGCUUUUUAUCCUGUGUAAAGAGGAGAGAGUGAGGGGGCAUAUGUACGGAUCCUGCACGACCGCAGACAUGUAUCCUCCGUGAAGUGUAGCGCAAGGCAACUCUAAGAUACCGGGUGUUCUGCGAGAAACAAUGAACAUGUGCGGCUCUAUUUCUGAAUGAGCACAAUGACAUGUGUGAUAUGCGUUGUAGCCUACCUAUAGACCAACAUCAUUCGCACGAUUCCAAUUUAAUUCAGAUUUGAGGGCACAGGUAUAUGACUUAAACUCAUUUUAGGGAAGAAAGAAGACGUGGUGUUCUGCUGGUUUUUGUGGAAUUUUCGCUCCAGCUGAGAGUCGUGAUGUCUGGCUCAUUUCACACAUUGUUCCUGGUUCUGCUGGGUGUGUUGACGGCAUGCGCCCAGACGGAGAUGAAGAGGGUUGUCGGUGACAAUGCGACACUGCCCUGUCACCACCAGUUCUGGGCAGGUGACGCCCCCACACUGGACAUCGAGUGGCUCCUACUCAAGCCCAGCUCCAAGCAGAGAGUGGUGAUCACCUACUUCGCGGGCCGGGUGUACGACCCCAACGAGGCGGAGGCGGGCCGGCUGUCCUUAGCCGGGGACUACCUCAAGGGGGACGCCUCCCUGCUGAUCAGUGACCUUAGCCUGGGCGACUCGGGCGAGUACAGCUGCAAGGUGAAGAAUGGGGGGAAGUACCAAUGGAGCACGAUCAACCUCAUAGUACAGGUGAAGCCGUCUAAGCCGCGGUGUUGGAUGGAGGGCCGGCUGUUGGAGGGUAGUGAUGUUAAGAUGAGCUGUAAGUCUACAGAUGGCUCUGACCCCAUAAACUACAAAUGGGAGAGGCUGCUGGACAAGGGCAAGUAUGUGGGAAAGCUGCCCCCACUGGCCCUCAUAGAUUUGAAAAACUCAGAGAUAGUGACACUGAGGAACCUGACCAAGGAGAGUGCUGGGGUGUAUAAAUGUACCGCCAGCAACGAUGUGGGAGAGGAGAGCUGCACCGUAGAGGUCAAGAUGCACUAUGUGCGGGGCAUGGGUGUGGUGGCGGGCGCCGUGGUGGGCGUGUCCUUCGGUGUCCUCCUCAUCAUUCUCAUUAUUUGGCUGGUGUUCCGCAAGAAGGAGAAGAAGAAAUACGAGGAGGAGGAGACCCCUAACGAGAUCAGGGAGGAUGCGGAGGCUCCCAAAGCCAAACUGGUGAAGCCCAACUCUCUCUCCUCGUCCCGUUCUGGAAGCUCCCGCUCGGGCACCUCCUCCACCCAGUCCAUGGUCCACACCACUGCCCCCCGGGGGCCCCGCGCCCGGCUUCCUGACGUCGCCGCCCUCAAGGAGAACGGCCAGCCCCCCAGCUUCCCCCAACAGCCCCCUGCCUACACACAGGUGGUCCCCAAGACCCCUGAGCCCCGCACAGCCCCGGCCAAGCUCAGCCCUCCCCCAAAGCUAAGCCCCGGGAACCUGGCCCGCAUGGGAGCAACGCCGGUCAUGAUCCCUGCCCAGACCCAGGCCUUUCAGACUGUGUAGGAGGGAGGGAGGGAGAAGUGGAGGGAGUAGACGCAGACAGACACAAGAAGCCCCAGUACACAGCUGAUAGCAACACCCAGCCUGCCCCCAGAAACCCUGUGAAAACCAGCCAUAUCAUCAACUAAAAGUAUAAUUGAGUGCAUUCUACGAAGGGAAGACUUUAGUAAGAGGAUUUGUCUCCUGUACAAACAAUACAGAGCGAAAUCUUUUGUUCGCAUGAUAUCCCAUGACAACAGAACAUUCAUUGUGUUUUUGCUGACGAGGUCAGUGAUGUGUAUCAUACUCUAACGAGGUCAGUGAUGUGUAUCAUACUCUGACGAGGUCAGUGAUGUGUAUCAUACUCUAACGAGGUCAGUGAUGUGUAUCAUACUCUAACGAGGUCAGUGAUGUGUAUCAUACUCUAACGAGGUCAGUGAUGUGUAUCAUACUCUAACGAGGUCAGUGAUGUGUAUCAUACUCUGACGAGGUCAGUGAUGUGUAUCAUACUCUGACGAGGUCAGUGAUGUGUAUCAUACUCUAACGAGGUCAGUGAUGUGUAUCAUACUCUAACGAGGUCAGUGAUGUGUAUCAUACUCUAACGAGGUCAGUGAUGUGUAUGAUACUCUGACGAGGUCAGUGAUGUGUAUCAUACUCUGACGAGGUCAGUGAUGUGUAUCAUACUCUGACGAGGUCAGUGAUGUGUAUCAUACUCUAACGAGGUCAGUGAUGUGUAUCAUACUCUAACGAGGUCAGUGAUGUGUAUCAUACUCCGACGAGGUCAGUGAUGUGUAUCAUACUCCGACGAGGUCAGUGAUGUGUAUCAUACUCUGACGAGGUCAGUGAUGUGUAUCAUACUCCGACGAGGUCAGUGAUGUGUGUCAUCACAGGAGGACCCUGUGUAGAGUUGAGGUAUUUUUAAACCAAACCGACAGAGCCAUGAAAGCGGAAUGGGCUAUGGACAAAGGGAAGGAGGGAGUGAGAGCAAACAGGACUGGAAAAGAGCAAACAAAGGAGAUACACAGGCUGCAUAGCUCAGCAGAGAUCAGGCAAGGGUGUCUGGCUGUCUUACGACACCUAAUACCUGCUACAAACCAGGACAAACCAGACGGCAGACAAGACAAAGAGAGAAAAAAAAACAAAAAGACAGGAAAAGUAAACCUCUCUCUGGACUUGCCUGAGCACCACACCUACCACACCGAGCCAAUCAAUAUCUCCCAGGCUUCUUUGCUGGCAUCACAUACCUCCAUGUAAUCUCCUCCAGGAUACCCAGCAGGCAUGGUGAUUGGUUUAGUAAGGAAGGGGGUGCAGGGGGUGCACCGAUCGAUUGACACACCAAUGAGAGUGGAGGAAAGUUUGAUGCUGAUACAAGAGGGAUGUUUGCCUGUGAUUGUACAAAGAUGAUAUAGCUUAAGUAAGAGACUCCACCUAGACACGUCACCUGUCAUCCUAUACACCUGCACAUGGGUCACUCGCAGCAACACGAAAGAUAUCAAUAUUGAUUUCCCAUCUUUCCUGUGCGUCCAGCACUAUACACUCAACAAGUCUGGACUUAUGUAACGUUAUCUUCCCACGUUCAUGGACAGCGUCAAUUAAGGCCAUAGGAAUAUGUGACUAUGGGGAUUAUUAAUGGCUGAAAUAUCUAUUGCUUAAUAUGUAUUGUCUAAUAUUCUACGUUUCCUUUUUUCUAUUUCAUUUAUUUCAGAUUCCUUCAGAAUGUUUAAAGAUUGUUAUUAAAGGGGUGAACUUAAGCCCUAUCGAUAAAGUGCCACAGUUGAUGUUUGUUGAAGAUGGUUAAUGGCAUUUCUGUUUUAAUUUGUGUUGUGUUAAUGACAUUUCCAUUAAUCCAAAAUGAAUGAACUAACAUAUGAAUGUGUUCUAUGCCGUGCAGUAUAUAAAGGGCUGGAUUCAAUUUGAUUCACCAACUAACGUGCAAGAACCGCGUUAUAGCUCCAUUUAAAUUGAAAGGCAAUGUUCCCGCGUUCGCGGAGACCGCAUUCACAGUCGGCUGAAUAGAAAAUGACCUUUACAUUUGAAAUACUUCCGCGAUAUAGAUUAAUUCCAGCCCAAAAUCAUUGGAUGAAUCCUUGUUUUUUAAUGAGCAGAGAUUUGCAGCAAUACAUUUAAUCCCCUGCAGUUGAACUGUGUCUGAAAAAAUACAAAAUAUAUUCUGUAUAAUGAGAAAACGAGCAAAGGGCCAUACACAUCAUAAUAUGAUAUCACAUGCGUUGGCUCAGCACCAUCUUGUGAUUAUAGAAGAACAGUAAUGAUAAUCCUAAAGAGGGCCUUGGGUUAACAUACACAUCAUAAUAUGAUAUCACAUGCGUUGGCUCAGCACCAUCUUGUGAUUAUAGAAGAACAGUAAUGAUAAUCCUAAAGAGGGCCUUGGGUUAACAUACACAUUUUAAUUGAAUACACCACAAAAAAGUAUUAUUCACAAAACAAUUAAACACCGAUUUACAGUUUUAAAUGGUUAACUCUACGGUACACCUGAGAUUGAUUCCAUUUCAAGCAGAAUGAAAAGGACAAUGGCUUUGAGUGAAGUCUCUUCAUGGUGGCCAAACAGAAUUUAAACAACACUCAACCUCAGUAAAAUAUCCUGGCUGAAAGUGUUGAAUUAUGCCCUACCAUUCUCUGAUUUAAAUGUCAACUUUUGCCUGAGCUUUCAUCUGAUCCAAAUGCGUGACUUCUGCCUAGCGAUAGUCUUCUCUGCCUCUACGCAGCAGCACAUUGGUCCUUCAGUGUUAUGACUGCUUCCUCCAAAGAGACACCCCUGUUAUUCUGGCUCAAUCGCAAUGCAAUGGAUGAGAUGUCAGGAGCUAUUUGGAGUGACUGCUGUGGCGCCCUCCAGGAGAACCCAGCAAACUCAUCUUAGAUCACCCAGGAGGGAGGGCUCUUCUCGUCCAGCGGUGCAGAGCAUAAGAGCACACUCGUACUCUGGCCUCCGAAAUGGUUCAAAUGAGGACGGGUGACUCGAGAGUCUAUACUUCUUGAAAAAGGUUAAAAAUUUACCUGGCUUUUCGUUCAUGCCUGGUUGAAAUCACCCAGAUGAGUUUGUAUCAAUAAUUGUAUUUUGUAAAAUCGGCCUAUUUUUGAUGAGAUUAUUUCAUGAUCGUGGGUAGUUCAAAGAGUGAAAAGAAAAUAGCAAUUUUGUCUCUGUGACUCGAGUACUUCCAGCUUGCUCACUGCUGGUUGAAAAGCACCUUUAAACCAGGAGACGGAUGAGUGGCGAGAUGAGAGGACAACACCUGAGGGAGAGCUCCUGAUUACCCACCACAACCCCCUUUGAAUUUCCCAUUAUACCUUUAAAAGCCAAUACAGGGAGGCCGAUGAUUGAAUGUGGCUCUUACGGCCGUUUGAUGGGGUAGGAUACGCACCGGUAUUGAUUUUUCUGUUAUCUGAGUGGCUCUGUGAAUUCCCCUGGCAGAGGGCUCUGUGUCCUGAAUCAUUAGGGUUUCCACCCUUUUUCGUUUGAAUGUCUUGCUUGGCAGACAGGAGGAAUGGGAAUGCUCCAAACCAUGCUGGGGAUAGGAACAACGUGAACCACAGGCGUUACGUUGCCCUUUCACCAUGUAUCGACUCCAAAAGGCCAUUACCAUAGGUAACAAAACUUGCAUCUUGAUGUCAUUUAUUAGUCUGUCUACUAAAUACCUCCACUAUGGUUUGAGUGAUGGGACCUUUGAUAUCAUGCAUACAGUGUAAUGUUCAAGAGCGAAAGAAUCCACCCAAAGCUGAAAAAUGAUGGAUAUGCAUGUCACAGAUACUUAACUAGAGAAAGAACAAAACUGUAUUUUUGCCUCAAUGCUUAUAUAAAUAUAUAAAUGAUCAUCUUGUACAAAAAAAAUGUUACAGUUAAAACAAAUGCUAUGACUGUAAAAAAGGAAAGUUAUGUUCAUUUUGAGUUUACUCCUUUGGGUUAAGAAUUCAGUCAUAAGUACUUUGCACUUUCUUAAACUGUGCUCUCUGUGUCCCGCUUGCGUUAAGCCCUUUUCACCAACAGUGUUAGGGGGGAAAUGUUCUCUCUCACUCUAUUUUCUUUGAUUGACAAUGUCAUGCAGUUACUUUGAGUUGUUGUAAACCAAAAAGGAAAUGUACAUACCUCCUUCUCGAGUAAAAAAUGUAUAUUUGUACAAUAUCUGAAUAAUUACUGUUUUGGUUUGUAAUAAAGCAUUUGAUGAAUAGCCA
Oncorhynchus nerka (sockeye salmon) is the source of this 5748-nucleotide messenger RNA. It is a transcript of the gene clmpa, whose product is annotated as CXADR-like membrane protein. NCBI's taxonomy places the organism in Eukaryota, Metazoa, Chordata, Actinopteri, Salmoniformes, Salmonidae. The coding region runs from base 412 to 1587 and encodes 391 amino acids. The record is from RefSeq and is a predicted model, not a curated record. Gene Ontology annotation, cellular component: cell surface; cytoplasmic microtubule; membrane. The transcript is spliced from 7 exons.